AUGGAUGGGAAUAGAAGAUUCUCAAGAUCUCGCGGGCUUACUAUUCGAAACGGUCAUCUCUUAGGAGCGUUUGCACUCGAAAAUGUCAUGGGUGCUGCUCAUGCUGUUGGUAUCGAAGCCAUUACUGUGUACGCAUUCAGCAUCGAAAGUUUUCAUCGGCCAAAGGAGCAGUUAAUGAGGUUCCUACGAUCCGGCGAUAUUAUUGACAGACGUGGGAUCAGAGUCCGGGUGCUGGGCCGCUUGGAGCUACUCAAUGAUAACAUUAAGGAGAUCAUUGAUAUAAUGCAAACGUGCGGGAGUACCGUGCCUGAGGAAUCAAACUACCAAGUCAAUAGUCUCGAGAAAGAUGAGAAUCGUUCGAGCCCAUCCAGCUGGGAAAAAUUAACCUUAUCUUCCCGUUGGAGCCCCUGUCCUGAAGGCAAAAACACAUCUCGAUUCAAACUUAUCCAGAAUACUAACUACUUGUAUCCUGUGCACGCUGAGCACCGCAAUACUCUAUUAGAAGAUCAGAUAGCAGGAUACGCUAUGGCGCCCACAGUAUGCACCACCCCUGCAUUCCGCUGGGAGUCGUUGCAAGCUGGAAGAGUUGCCAUGGAAGAUCGUGCAUGGAAAUUAUUCGGCUGGGCUAUCAAACUCAUAACAGGCGCGCGUCAGAGUAGUGACUUCACAACAGUUGACGGAGGCCAGCUGCAUGAGCUAAUCCUAUCCUAUUUGGGUUACAGAGUUACGGGAGCCUAA
This is a messenger RNA of Microsporum canis CBS 113480, 738 nucleotides long. RefSeq names its product dehydrodolichyl diphosphate synthetase. The record is from RefSeq and is a predicted model, not a curated record. NCBI's taxonomy places the organism in Eukaryota, Fungi, Ascomycota, Eurotiomycetes, Onygenales, Arthrodermataceae. Gene Ontology annotation, cellular component: endoplasmic reticulum; lipid droplet; dehydrodolichyl diphosphate synthase complex. Gene Ontology annotation, molecular function: ditrans,polycis-polyprenyl diphosphate synthase [(2E,6E)-farnesyl diphosphate specific] activity. The coding region runs from base 1 to 738 and encodes 245 amino acids. The transcript is spliced from 6 exons.